AUGAAUCCCGCCGAUGUAGCAACACGACCCAAUAUUUCUGCUGAAAGUGCUCAACGUUGGUUGAUAGGUCCAGAUUUUUUAUACAGCGAUCCAAUGUACUGGCCGAGAAAUACACAAAAAGACAACGAGUUAGAUACACACAUUCAAGUUGUCGCGGGCCGGGAGGAUCCUUCGGAAACAGAGCCACAAGAAUAUACAAUAGAUAGCUCCGAACAACAAAUAGAAACUCACUCUCAAAUAAAUGAAAACAUUCCACAGACAGUUCAGCGUACUGCGGUCAUUGAAUCAAUGGAAGUCGAUAAAAACCAUUUAACAUCAGAUUAUAGUUUGACAAAUAUUUCAAAUAAUCACAUUGAUCAGAUCCGACAAGUUCAGAAGGAAUGUUUCUCGAAGGAACUUACGGGUAUGAAGACAGAUCUUGUGAGAGCUCUUGACGUGUACAAAGACGAGGACGGUAUACUCAGAUGUCGUGGGAGACUACAGAAUACAGAUUGGUCGCAUAGCCAGAAACACCCGAUAUUAUUACCUAAAGAUCACGCUUUCACAUCAAAGAUAAUCGAGGAUGCACACCGGAGAAAUUAUCACGUAGGAGUGUCUCAUACUCUUGCUAUUAUUAGAAAACAGUACUGGAUACCCAGAGGUAGAAUGCAAGUACAAAAACUUCUCAGACAGUGUCCAGCAUGUAAGAAAUACUCAGGAGGUCCUUAUAGAUUGCCACCCAUGGCCCCAUUACCACCCGAAAGAGUCACUUAUAGUGAACCAUUCUCUUACGUAGGUCUUGAUUAUUUUGGGCCCGUGUUGGUGGAUAAGAAUGGUUGUUUGGAGAAACGUUGGAUUUCCUUAUACACCUGUUUAGCUGUGAGAGCUAUACAUAUGGAGCUCGUAAAAGAUUUGACUGCAGAGGAGUGUUUGUUAGGAUUAAGGAGGUUUGUUUCCUCUAGAGGCGUCCCCAAAUUAAUCAUCUCAGAUAACGCUCUGCAAUUCAAACUUGCAGCCGAUGUCCUCACUGGGGAUUACUGUGUAACGAAUCGAAUAAAGUGGAGAUUUAUUCCGGAACUCGCGCCCUGGUUCGGCGGAUUUUACGAAAGAUUGAUCGGUAUUGUCAAGAACUGCUUAAAGAAAACAGUCGACAAACAUAUGUUAAAUCAUUCUCAGUUAGGUACGAUUAUUAAGGAAAUUGAGGCGGUUGUAAAUUCACGGCCACUUACUGUAGUCGGUGAAGAAUUAGAGCACGUUUUAACACCUGCAGAUUUCCUACGAACAGGUGGUCCUUCUAUACUUGUAACUUCAGAUAAGGAGUUCUUAGAAUCAGCUACGAUCACAAAAUCCAAUUUGGUCGAGGGCUGGAAAAGAGGUCAACAUAUUUUGAGGGAAUAUAUUGACUAA
This is a messenger RNA of Achroia grisella, 1386 nucleotides long. RefSeq lists its product as uncharacterized. The record is from RefSeq and is a predicted model, not a curated record. Bases 1 to 1386 code for a protein of 461 amino acids. The transcript has a single exon. NCBI's taxonomy places the organism in Eukaryota, Metazoa, Arthropoda, Insecta, Lepidoptera, Pyralidae. Gene Ontology annotation, biological process: DNA integration. Gene Ontology annotation, molecular function: nucleic acid binding.